UUUGUGACUCAUUGUGUGUGUGUCGCGGCGUCGCAGGGCCCUGGUCGCGGUGCAGCGCCCUUCGCCGGCCCGAGCCCCGGAGCCAGCUCCCUUUUUUCGCCCGGCGCCCCCAGGCUGCUCCCGGGGCUCACGGAAACCGUUGGCAAGAGACCAGAGACCACCUCCUAGGACAGAAGGGAGUGCCCCGCCCCACGCCCCGAAUGAUGACUGCUGAGUCCAGAGAGGCCGCCGGUCUGUCCCCCCAGGCCUCCCAGGAGAAGGACGGCAUCGUGAUCGUGAAGGUGGAAGAGGAAGAUGAGGAGGACCACAUGUGGGGGCAGGAGUCCAGCCUGCAGGACGCGCCGCCCCCGGACCCCGAGAUCUUCCGCCAGCGCUUCCGGCACUUCUGCUACCAGAACACGUUUGGGCCUCGCGAGGCUCUGAGCCGGCUGAAGGAGCUGUGCCACCAGUGGCUGCGGCCCGAGAUCCACACCAAGGAGCAGAUCCUGGAGCUGCUGGUGCUGGAGCAGUUCCUGAGCAUCCUGCCACGGGAGCUGCAGGCCUGGCUGCAGGAAUACCGGCCCGACAGCGGCGAGGAGGCCGUGACGCUCCUGGAGGACCUGGAGCUUGACUUGUCGGGCCAGCAGGUCCCGGGUCAAGUUCAUGGACCCGAGAUGCUGGCCAGGGGCAUGGUGCCUCUGGAUCCCAUGCAGGAGCCCUCGACCUUCGACCUUCGCCAGGAGGCCGCGCAGUCUCAUUUCAAGCAUUCGUCUCGGAAGCCCCGCCUCGUCCAGUCCCGGGCCCUCCCUGCGCCCCACGCUCCCGCCUGCCGUCAGGAGGGGAGCCCCGGGCCCCAGGCAGUGGCGUCCGCGCUGUUCACGGCAGACUCCCAGGCAAUGGUGAAGAUCGAGGACAUGGCCGUGUCCCUCAUCCUGGAGGAGUGGGGCUGCCAGAGCCUGGCCCGCAGGACCAUCGGCCGGGACCAGCAGGACACUUACGGGAGCGCAUUUGCCCAGGGCCGUGAGAAUAGGAGCGAGACCGAGGAGUCCCCCUCCAAAGCAGACAUUGCCAAAGACACCACAUCACGUGGGGAGACCACCCGAAGGUUCCAGAAGGAGUUCGGAGAAAAAUGUGAGCUGCCGGGCCAGGGAGAAGGACCCCAGAGAAACCCCGAGGACAAAACUGGGCGAGACAAGAGAGAUUCGGGGCCGGCCGCCAGCAGGGAGAGAAAGCCAGGCCCGCGGGAGAAGGGGAAGGGCCUGGGGAGAAGCUUCAGCCUGAGCACCGGCUUCAGCGCCCCCGAGGACGCGCCCGCCGGGGCCAAGUCCCACCGCUGCGACGAGUGCGGGAAGUGCUUCACCCGGAGCUCCAGCCUGAUCCGCCACAAGAUCAUCCACACGGGCGAGAAGCCGUACGCGUGCGGCGAGUGCGGCAAGGCCUUCAGCCUGAACUCCAACCUGGUGCUGCACCAGCGCAUCCACACGGGCGAGAAGCCCCACGAGUGCCACGAGUGCGGCAAGGCCUUCAGCCACAGCUCCAACCUCAUUCUGCACCAGCGCAUCCACUCGGGCGAGAAGCCCUACGAGUGCGGCGAGUGCGGCAAGGCCUUCAGCCAGAGCUCCGACCUCACCAAGCACCAGCGCAUCCACACGGGCGAGAAGCCCUACGAGUGCAGCGAGUGCGGCAAGGCCUUCAACCGCAACUCCUACCUCAUCCUGCACCGGCGCAUCCACACGCGCGAGAAGCCCUACAAGUGCACUAAGUGCGGCAAGGCCUUCACCCGCAGCUCCACGCUCACGCUGCACCACCGCAUCCACACGCGCGAGCGGGCCGCCGAGUACGGCCCCGCCCCGCUGGACGCCUUCGGCGCCUUUCUGAAAGCAAGGCCGCAGGCGGCGCGUAUGAUGACCAAGGUGCUGGGCAUGGCUGCAGUCCUGGUCCCGAAACCCCCACAAGAGCAGGGGCCUGUGAUGAUCAAGGAGGAGAAGGGGAAGUGCCGUCCCAGCCUGGAGAUGUUUCGCCAGCGCUUCCGGCAGUUCGGCUACCACGACACCCCUGGGCCUCGGGAGGCCCUGAGCCAGCUCCGUGUGCUCUGCUGUGAGUGGCUGCGGCCCGAGAUCCACACCAAGGAGCAGAUCCUGGAGCUGCUGGUGCUGGAGCAGUUCCUGAGCAUCCUGCCGCGGGAGCUACAGGCCUGGGUGCAGGGGCAUGGCCCCGAGAGCGCCGAGGAGGCCGUCGCUCUCCUGGAGGACCUGGAGCAAGAGCUGGAUGAGCCAGGGCACCAGGUCUCUCCUCCAGGCGAGCAGAAACCAGUGUGGCUGGAGGCGGCCCCUCCCCAAACAGCCAAGGGGUCCCCCAGCAGCGAGCAGCCAGAGUCUGGGGAGGCCAGUCCCAGAUACGAAUCGUGGGGGCCCCUUUACAUCCAGGAGACUGGCGAAGAGCAGGACUUGGCACCAGAACUGGGCGCCCAGAAUGAGGACUCAGCUGAUAAGCGGGGGAGCGCUGAAGAGGCCCACGCAGCAGGAUGCCAGAGGGACGUCGCUCCCGGGGGGAUGGCCAGGCAGUGGGGGAGCCCCAGCAAGGAAAGAGGAACCAAAAGCCCCCAACAGGGCCCAGGGGCCAAGAAAGGAAGAGACUUCCUUUCCAGUAAGCCGGGCCCGGGGGAGCGGCGGUACAUCUGUGCCGAGUGCGGGAAGGCUUUCAGCAACAGCUCCAACCUCACCAAGCACCGGCGCACACACACAGGAGAGAAGCCGUACGUGUGCACCAAGUGCGGGAAAGCCUUCAGCCACAGCUCCAACCUCACGCUCCACUACCGGACGCACUUGGUGGACAGGCCCUAUGACUGCAAGUGCGGCAAGGCCUUCGGGCAGAGCUCGGACCUCCUCAAGCACCAGCGCAUGCACAGCGAGGAGGCGCCCUACCAGUGCAAGGACUGCGGGAAGGCGUUCAGCGGCAAAGGCAGCCUCAUCCGCCACUACCGCAUCCACACCGGGGAGAAGCCCUACCAGUGCAACGAGUGCGGCAAGAGCUUCAGCCAGCACGCGGGCCUCAGCUCGCACCAGAGACUGCACACGGGCGAGAAGCCCUACAAGUGCAAGGAGUGCGGGAAGGCCUUCAACCACAGCUCCAACUUCAACAAGCACCACCGCAUCCACACGGGCGAGAAGCCCUACUGGUGUGGCAGCUGCGGGAAAACCUUCUGCAGCAAGUCCAACCUUUCCAAGCACCAGCGCGUCCACAGCGGUGAGGCCGAGGCGCUGUAGCCGGCCAGGGCACCUGCCCUCGGGCCGGAGUCAGGAGAAGCCCAGUUAGUGCAUUAACCUGGGAUGGCGCGGGGCAGGGACAGGGCCCCCAUAUCCCGGCCUGUCCCAGAAACCAUUCCCGUGUCGCCUUUUGUAUAGACAGACCGAUGCGUGUAGCUAGUGUGACUAAAGAAACAUGGAAACUGUCGGACUGUCUUAACAUAUAUUCACGAAUUGCCAUUUGUAAAGAGUUGAGUGGCAGCGAACCUGAUUUAGCCUGACGGAGUAGACGUGCCGUGUAGUGCCUCCGGGCUGUUCCUAUAAUAAACACUGUAGCUGGU
Molecule: messenger RNA, 3565 nt
Organism: Sorex araneus (European shrew)
Lineage: Eukaryota; Metazoa; Chordata; Mammalia; Eulipotyphla; Soricidae
Product: zinc finger protein with KRAB and SCAN domains 1
Exons: 9
Coding region: 201-3245 (1014 amino acids)
Biological process (GO): regulation of transcription by RNA polymerase II
Molecular function (GO): DNA-binding transcription factor activity, RNA polymerase II-specific; RNA polymerase II cis-regulatory region sequence-specific DNA binding
Source: RefSeq, a predicted model, not a curated record